Messenger RNA from Penicillium cosmopolitanum, 1098 nucleotides. Its product is annotated as zinc-dependent alcohol dehydrogenase family protein. Lineage: Eukaryota; Fungi; Ascomycota; Eurotiomycetes; Eurotiales; Aspergillaceae. The record is from RefSeq and is a predicted model, not a curated record. Gene Ontology annotation, molecular function: oxidoreductase activity. The transcript has a single exon. Bases 1 to 1098 code for a protein of 365 amino acids.
AUGCCCAACUCAGAUGCGAUUCGACGCCGUGCCUUUCGCCGAACAGACGACUAUACACCCGGCACGCCGAAAGUGAAACUUGUGGAGGAGAUUCUACCUCCCCUUGGACCUACAUCUGUGUUAAUCAAAGUCCAUGCCGUCGCUCUUAACUACCGUGAUGCGAAUAUUGCGAAUGGGGGAAAUCCGUGGCCAGUCAUACCAAACGGGAUACUGUGUAACGACGCAGCGGGCGAAGUCAUCGCCAUCGGUGACAAAGUUAAGACACUAGAAGUUGGUGAUAGGGCUGGACCUAUUACUGAUACUGAGAAUAUAUCGGGACGGGAGAUCAGCCGUUCAUGGCUAGCAGCGGAUGAAGAUGGUGUUAUGGCAGAUCAUAUUGUUUUCGACGAGAAUGUUCUCUGUAAACUCCCAACUUAUCUUGAUUGGGUUGAGGCUGCUACUAUUCCCUGUGCUGGAGUGACUGCUUGGUCAGCUUUGAAGGGGAUGAGUAUUGGGCAAACUGUUUUGAUUCAAGGUAAGCUCACACCCAAAUCAGCAUCAAUAAAAGAGAGAAAAGCUAACUUCAGGGUAGGCACUGGAGGCGUAAGCGUUUUCGCACUUAAACUUGCGAAAGCGGCCGGUCUGCGAAUCAUUUUAACAUCUUCAAGCGACGCAAAACUCAAGCAAAUGUCAGACAAAUACCCAGGGAUUUUGACUCUCAACUAUUCCACGAAUCCGGAGUGGGAUCAAGAAGCCAUGAAGCUUACAGGCGGAGAGGGCGUGGACAUCGUUGUAGAGAAUGGUGGAACGGGAUCCUUGGUCAAAAGUCUCAAGUGCACUCGACGUGGUGGUGUGGUCAGUCAAGUCGGAUAUCUGUCGAAGCAGGAUCCUGCCGAUUUGCGAGAGCUGGUUCCAACUAUCAUCGAUCGCAGGAUUAAUCUUCGGGGUAUCAAUGCCGGCUCAAAGCACGAUAUGGAAGACUUUUGUGCUGCUCUUUCAGCAGCACAAACUGGUCUUCAUGAUUUGAUUGACAAGGUCUUUCCAUUUGAGCAGGCUGAGGAUGCUGUUGAGUAUGUUUGGCAGGGUAAACAGAUUGGCAAGAUUGUUCUCCGUCUUUAG